GGCGAGUCAUGGCGUUGGGGCUACAGCGCGCAAGGUCGAGCACGGAGCUGCGCAAGGAGAAGUCCCGGGAUGCGGCCCGCAGCCGGCGCAGCCAGGAGACCGAGGUGCUGUACCAGCUGGCGCACACGCUGCCCUUCGCGCGCGGGGUGAGCGCCCACCUGGACAAGGCCUCCAUCAUGCGCCUCACCAUCAGCUACCUGCGCAUGCACCAACUCUGCGCCGCAGGGGAGUGGAACCAGGUGGGAGCAGGGGGCGAACCACUGGAUGCCUGCUACCUGAAGGCCCUGGAGGGCUUCGUUAUGGUGCUCACCGCCGAGGGAGACAUGGCUUACUUGUCAGAGAAUGUCAGCAAACACCUGGGCCUCAGUCAGCUUGAGCUGAUCGGACACAGUAUCUUUGAUUUUAUCCACCCCUGUGACCAAGAGGAGCUUCAGGACGCCCUGACCCCCCGGCAGAGCCUGUCCAGAAAGAAGCCGGAGGCCCCCACCGAGCGGUGCUUCUCCUUGCGCAUGAAGAGCACCCUCACGAGCCGCGGGCGCACCCUCAACCUCAAGGCAGCCACCUGGAAGGUACUGCACUGUUCUGGACACAUGAGGGCCUACAAGCCCCCUGCACAGUCUUCCCCAGCCGGGAGCCCCAACUUGGAGCCCCCCCUGCAAUGCCUGGUGCUAAUCUGUGAAGCCAUCCCCCACCCUGGCAGCUUGGAGCCCCCGUUGGGCCGGGGGGCCUUCCUCAGCCGCCACAGCCUGGACAUGAAGUUCACCUACUGUGACGAGAGGAUUGCGGAGGUUGCUGGCUACAGCCCUGAUGACCUGAUUGGCUGUUCUGCCUAUGAGUACAUCCAUGCGCUGGACUCAGAUGCAGUCGGCCAGAGCAUCCAUACCUUGCUGAGCAAGGGCCAGGCAGUAACGGGGCAGUACCGCUUCCUGGCCCGGAGUGGUGGCUACCUGUGGACCCAGACCCAGGCCACAGUGGUGUCGGGGGGCCGGGGCCCCCAGUCUGAGAGUAUCGUCUGCGUCCAUUUCCUCAUCAGCCGGGUGGAAGAGACCGAAGUGGUGCUGUCCCUGGAGCAAACGGAGCGACACUCUCGCAGACACGUUCAGAGGGGCACCCCCUCUCAGAAGGAUGCCCCUAAUCCUGGUGACAGCCUUGACACCUCUGGUCCCCGGAUCCUAGCCUUCCUGCACCCCCCUGCCCUGAGUGAGGCCGCCCUGGCCGCUGACCCCCGUCGUUUCUGUAGCCCUGACCUCCGUCGCCUCCUGGCACCGAUCCUGGAUGGGACUUCAGUAGCCGCUACCCCCAGCGCACCCCCAGCCCCACGGCGCCCCCGAAGUCCUCUUCCGGCUGAUCUCCCAGAUGAACUACUUGUGGAUGUGGAGAACGCACACAAACUCUUUGCCUCUGGGAAAGACCUUGAGGCAGUGGAGACAGAUCUAGAUAUAGCUCAGGACGUCGAUGCUCUGGACUUGGAGAUGCUGGCCCCCUACAUCUCCAUGGAUGAUGACUUCCAGCUCAACUCCAGUGAGCAGCUACCCAGGGCCUACCACAGACCUCCAGGGGCUGUUCCCCGGCCCCGUGCACGGAGCUUCCACGGCAUGUCGCCCCCAACCCCUGAGCCCUCCCUGCUGCCCCGCUGGGGGAGUGACCCCCGGCUGAGCUGUUCCAGCCCCUCCAGAGGGGACCCCUCAGCAUCCUCCCCCAUGGCUGGGGCUCGGAAGAGGGCCCUGGCCCAGAGCUCAGAGGACGAGGCAGAGGGGGUGGAGCUGCUGGGAGUGAGACCCCCCAAACGGUCCCCCAGCCCAGAACCCGAAAACUUCCUGCUGCCUCCCCUCAGCCUGAGUUUCCUUCUGACAGGAGGACCAGCCCCAGGGAGCCAGCAGGAUCCCAGCACCCACCUCCUAGAACUGAAUGAGCCCCUGGGCCUGGGCCCCUCCCUGCUCUCUCUCUACCCGGACGAGGACACCGCCCAGCCCAGGAGCCACUUUCAGCCAGAGGCAGGCUUGGCCCAGGCCAACUGAGCCAGGUCCUCUUCCCAUCUCCCUUCCCCGCCCCCCCCCCGUCCCCCGCCCCAGCCAAGAAAGGACGUCAAUCAUACUCCAAGCCGGCAGCCAAUGCACAGGAUGGAGGUGCCGGGAGAGGGGUUCCCUCUCUCCUCUCGGUGACCCCCGCCCGCCUCAGGCCUACCUCAGUCCCCACCCCUCUGCCCCACCCCCACUGUCUGGGGGUGCUCCGGGGUGGUCUCAGCUCAG
Molecule: messenger RNA, 2249 nt
Organism: Physeter macrocephalus (sperm whale)
Lineage: Eukaryota; Metazoa; Chordata; Mammalia; Artiodactyla; Physeteridae
Gene: HIF3A
Product: hypoxia inducible factor 3 subunit alpha
Exons: 15
Coding region: 9-2018 (669 amino acids)
Biological process (GO): cellular response to hypoxia; regulation of transcription by RNA polymerase II
Molecular function (GO): RNA polymerase II transcription regulatory region sequence-specific DNA binding; DNA-binding transcription factor activity, RNA polymerase II-specific; protein dimerization activity
Source: RefSeq, a predicted model, not a curated record